UGUUGUAGAAAAAUACCGCGUUUUAUGAAAAUUAUAAAUGACAUUAUUUAAUCUAAAUAAUAUCAAUCAUAUAUUAGCGGUAGCUGAAAAGAUAACCUGAUUUUGUUUUAUCCAUUAUUUGUACACUUAUAUUGAUACUUAUCGAUAUUUAUUAUGUUACAUGAUGUUGAAACUGCAUCAUUCUACCUGUCAUAUGAAAUCUAAUCCACAGCUCAAUUAUCUUUUACUUAGUCUUUGAGAUAAUUGAUUACUAAAUAUUUUUAGUUAAAGAAUACAAAGUGUGAUUAUUUACAUCAGAAUAUUGGUGAUCAUAUCAUUUUCAUAAAUAAUAAAUUCAACUAUGGAUGUCGGUUUCAGUAGCAUUGGUGUCAGUAGCUUUCCUGAUAAAAUUGCUCCAAGCUCCGAUGAUGUUGAAGGAGCAGUAUACGCAGAUCUGGAAAAGUUAAAUAAGGAGAUGGAUGAAGAAUUGGUAAAUGCCUUUCAUGACAUCUAUCAAACUGAAAGUGAACAUGAAUCUGAAUCUGAAUCUGAAUCAGACUCGGAUUCAGAAACUGAGGAUGAAGAUGAAGAAAGAAAUUAUCGCAAUAAUAGAUCUUUAACAUCAGAAGAGGAUGAAUCUUCAGCCUUUUCUGCAGCAAACACAAAUUUCCAUCGAAAGAGUUAUAGUGAAUAUGAAAAUGGACUCAAGAAAGAAGAUUCUUACAAUAGAACUGUUGAAAGUGAUGCAUUCAGACCUUCUCAUUCUGUAGUAAAUUCACAUGUCUCUGAUGGAUAUGAUGGUGCAUUAACUACUGGAGAUACAAGUCAGUAUUCAGGUCGGCCAAAUUAUCCUAAUGGAAAUAUAUCAGAUUCUGAUGCCAAUCAUCAUAGAGAACUUAGUAGUGUAGCACCCAUAAAUUCUGCAGUGACAAGUAAUUCUUCCAUUGAUUUGAAGGAAGAAUAUCGAAAACUAUACAUCAUAUAUGAGACAACUUUUCAAGAAUUAAGUCAAUUAAAAGCAGAAGAAAUGAACUAUAGAAAGGAAACUGACAAUACAAUUCAGACUCUGAAACUAAAUUUGGAUCUACUAGAGAGUGAAAAGAAUAAACUGUCAUCUAAUUUACAAGAUUCUCAGAAUUUAAUUUCUGAUUAUGAACAUGAGAAAAAUAAAUUGUUGGGAGAAGUAAUGUCUUUGAAUUCUCAGCUUUCAUCUGUAUCUAGAAUAAAAGAUGAAAUUCAAAGUAAAUUGGAAAGUUCUCAAUUUACAAUCCAGUCAUUAGAGAAACAAUUGAAUGAAUUCAAUAGAGCUGAUCACAUGUCUCGCCUUCGUGGUCAUCAUAACAGCAUUUUAGAAGAAAUGAAACUGCGUCAUGAGAAAGACAUUUUGAGUUACAAAGAAAAUAUUGAUAAUUUGCAGUCAAAAUUAAAUUCAAAGAUAGAAGAAGCUGAAGAUUUGGCUUUAAAGAACUCUGAAUUACAAAGAAAAUAUCAGCAGCUGCAAAUUGAAAAGGCUGAAUGGGUUAAUAAAAUGUCUGAAGAACUUGAAGUGGCUCAGAAAAAAUGCCAACUGUUCCUUGAAUCAGGUACUAUUGAAGAAAUUAAUCGCUUAAAACUUCAAGUGCAGCGUUUGGAAGAAGAUAAGUCAAAUAUAGAAAGGGAAAAUUCUUUAUUAAAAGAUGAAAUUAAGUCAUUAAAGGCAGAAUUAGAUACUGCUGAAGCACUUCAAAAAUUAGCAUUUUCGAAAGGAAAACAAGAAGCAUCAGUGAAAGGACAAAAAGAUAUGAAUUUGCAACAGGAAUUGGAGAAUUCAUUAAAAAAUGUGAGAUCACUAAGGUCAGAAAAACAUUCUUUAAAAAAGCAAUUGAACAAUACUGAAAUCGAACUGAAGGAUGCCAGCAAAAGGGCUGAAUUAUUUGAAUCUCAAUACAUAGAAUCAAAGAAAAGACUGGAGGAAUUAGAAGAAAAGCUACACUCCAUUUCUUCAAAUGAAUCCACUACAAUUCAAUUUUAUGAAAAAAAGAUUCAGAAUCUUGAAAAUGAACUGAGCAAUUUGAAAAAAAGUGUAUAUGAUGCAUCCAUAAAUGAAAAAAUGUUGAUUCAGAGUAAUGAAGAACUGCAGAAAAAAAUGACAGAAUUAAUUCAAAAGCACAUGACAGAUAAAAUACAAGCAGUAAAAACGUGUCAAGAGCAAUUGCUUGAACUUCAUGAAAGUACUCUUCAAAAAGAGAAAGAAAAAAUAGAAAGCAAAGCUAAUGCAGAACUUAAAGAUGUAUGUUUCAAAUAUGAAAAUAAAAUAUCUGAAAUGCAAAAGGAAAUUAAAGCUUUAAAUGAUGGACUGUAUGAUUCUAAAAAUCAGUAUUUAGCUCUUUACAAAGAAAAUCAAAACUUGCAAGCAAAGUUUGAUGAAAUUUCAAAGCCUAAAGAAAGAGAAGAAAUUGAAAAAGAAAUCCGCUUAGAAUAUGAAGGGAAGUUAAUUGGAAUGAAAGCUCAGCUUAUUAAGCAAAAUAAAGAAUAUCUUGCCAGCAUCUUCAAAGAAGACUUAGAAAAAGCCCAAUUAGAAUGGACAAAGCAAAAAAUGGUCGAUAUAAAAGAUUUUAUUGAAAACACCAAACAGCGUUUAAGUGAUGAAUUUCAAAAUUGUCUGCAGAAGGAACAAAUGGAACUGCAAAGAAAACUUGAAUCUGAGAAAGAACGAUUACAUAAAGAAUUUGAGGAAACUAAAGUAAAUUUGAAGAAAAGAUAUGAAGAGGACAGAGAUAAACUAACUGCUAUGCUUAAUCAAGAUCUACAGUGCAAAUGGGAAAAGAAGUUAGAUACACUGAAAGAACGCCAUGAAAAUGAAAUAAAAUACAUGCAAAAUCAGUUUGAUAGUAAACUGUUACAAAUGGAAAAUGAAAUGAAAUGUUUGAAAGAAAAAAUAUCUGUAAAGACAGAUGAGAAUGAUGAAGUACAAAAGUUGAAGCAAGAUUUUAUGUUCCAACAGGAAAAAUGGCAAGAGGAAAAAGAUGCAUUAGUUCAUGCAGAGUCUGUUCUUAAUGAAAAUCUGAAAUCACUAAUUGCAACUGAGCAAAAAUUACGUGAUAAAUUAAAAAGAUAUCAAAGACAUGUUGCAGCAGUUAAGAAACACUAUGAAGAAAAAAUCAGAACUUUACAGGCUGAACUUUCUGACUUCCAAAAGUCUUGCAAUGAAAAACAAAAUCAGUUGCACUCACUUCAAGCGAAGCAUGAGCAAGAUUUGUUACAAUCAGACUUAAAGAAAUACAAUCCUUCAAGAAAUGUAAUUGUACAAACUGAGGAAGAAAUGGUACCUAAGAGUAAAAUAUAUAGUUUGGAGGACAAAUUCUUUAAAUGUCUAAUGAACAUCUCAGAUGGCAUAAGGCAUUAUGUGAAUGAAUCCAAGAAAAGAAAUGCUGAAAAGAUACAAUCUGCUUUAAUGCAUUAUCAUCAACAAAUAUCAUCAAAACUACUUCAAGAUCUGUCAAAGGAUGCACAAUCCUUUGCACCAACUAUAGUCAUUCCUCGUGCAAGUACUCAAGCUGAAACUAUUUCAAAAGAAACUUAUGAAACUUCAUCCAUUCCUCAAAAUCGGUAUAAUACUAAGUUUAAAACUUCUACCCCUGCCAACUUCUAUUCUACAGACAAACAUUUUGAACAAGCUGAGAAAAUAUCUAGACAAAAUGAUAAUGCAAUUUCAAAUGAACUCUCUUUGAUUCCAAAUUUUAAUCCUCAAACAAGUGUUAAAAGUGUUCAUUCCAUACCUGCUCAAGAAAGUAGUCAAUCAAGAAUUCAAAUUCCAAAUUUAUAUAGUGCUGCUCUCAAAACUCCAAGACUAGAUAUCUUCAAUUCUGGAGAUAGUUUGUUGACAGAAAAAGUUAUUUUUAAUAAAGGGCCAGAAAAUAACAUUAUGAGAAAUCAUAUUAACAAUAAAGACUAUGAAUCUGUUGAUAGAUUCGAAGAUAUUUCUUAUGAUUUUCUUUCUCUAAAUCUUCCUAGUGGUCUUUUUGGCCCUAGUAAGAUGACUGGUCAUAGAUUAGAACAAGGUGAUAAUGUCAAAUAUUUUGAUAAUAAUAAAGACUCUUUUCCUGUAAAAUUGUUUUCCAGUGAAGGAUGAAACUAAAAAUUUAUGAAAAACCUAAUUGUAUUUUAUUCAGCAUUUACUAAAUUUUGUGAAACAUUUGAACUUAUAAAAAAAAUUGUAAAAAAAGAAAGAAAGAAAAACAUUUAUAUAUUUU
This is a messenger RNA of Argiope bruennichi, 4211 nucleotides long. RefSeq names its product centrosomal protein of 152 kDa-like. The transcript is spliced from 20 exons. Gene Ontology annotation, biological process: centriole replication. The record is from RefSeq and is a predicted model, not a curated record. Bases 341 to 4090 code for a protein of 1249 amino acids. Gene Ontology annotation, cellular component: centrosome. Lineage: Eukaryota; Metazoa; Arthropoda; Arachnida; Araneae; Araneidae.